AUGAAGCUCCUUUUUCCUAUCUUUGCCAGCCUCAUGCUACAGCACCAGGUGAACACAGAAUUCAUUGGCUUGAGAAAAUGUUUAAUGGGUUUAGGGAGAUGCAAAGACCAUUGCACCGUGGGUGAAAAAGAGGUACAGAAAUGCAAGAAGAAAAAAUGUUGUGCUGGACCAAAAACGGUUCAAUUGAUAGAAGACUAUUUGCAAAAUGAAAUGUUCAAUAUAUUUGACAAGAAGUCCCAAGAACUACUAAAGUCUACUGAGAAUUUUAGGGCUGUGAGACAAACAAAAUAUCCUAUUGUAUAUCUUCCCCCCAAAAUCAAAAGCCCUCUUGCUAAAAUCAACACCAUCAUCUCAAAUGCCAACGCUGUGAAAUCUGCCACCACCAACCCCAUGGUCUCAGGAAAGAUUACAUACCCUGCUACUUCUAACAAGAGUGACUCCAAAAAAGCCAGAGAUUCCGCCACUGACUCCCCACCACCAGCACCACCACCAUAG
This is a messenger RNA of Hipposideros armiger (great roundleaf bat), 495 nucleotides long. RefSeq names its product defensin beta 129 (gene DEFB129). The transcript is spliced from 2 exons. NCBI's taxonomy places the organism in Eukaryota, Metazoa, Chordata, Mammalia, Chiroptera, Hipposideridae. The record is from RefSeq and is a predicted model, not a curated record. Bases 1 to 495 code for a protein of 164 amino acids.